Rhinocladiella mackenziei CBS 650.93 is the source of this 666-nucleotide messenger RNA. RefSeq lists its product as uncharacterized. The record is from RefSeq and is a predicted model, not a curated record. Lineage: Eukaryota; Fungi; Ascomycota; Eurotiomycetes; Chaetothyriales; Herpotrichiellaceae. The transcript has 2 exons. Bases 1 to 666 code for a protein of 221 amino acids.
AUGGCAACAAAGUCAACUUCUUCGCAGUCUACUUCCGACUACAAGUUGGAUAUGUCAACUUCCUACCUCCUCAAGCAGAUCACUGAUGAUGUCCCGAAGUUUGCACCCACCGCCGAGGUGUCCAUUUCCCCAGAUGCAACUUGGACCGAGGCGCUGGCUGUGGCUUCGAAAUCGCUCAAAGACCAAGAUCAGGCCACUCUUAUAUUCCCGGAAACAUCAAAGGAACGGCGAGAGGCCAUUAAGAAACUUGCCCUCUCGGAGAAGUCUCGCCCAUCCUCAGCCUCCAUCGGACGAAGCAUUAGAACAUCAUUCCCAACGGACAUAACUCCCCCGCCGGCAAGACCGGGGACGAAAGAACGGUCUCAGACAACGCUCAUCCUGGAAGUGAUUGAUGGUGCCGAAGAAGACGACAAUUCGGCGACGUGCAAGCUUGUCGUAAAAGAUAUGCUGUGGGAUACAGGCAGCCAUGGUUGCACCAUCACUGACGAUCUACUGCCACAAAACUUCUCCAAUCGACUUGCCCAAUCCGACAAUGACCCGUACCGUGAUGAGUUCGGUGCCAUCGUUCAGGUUCAAGGAUAUCUCGCUCUUUCCAACAGCAUUUUUUUUUUUUUUCGAGAGCAUCUUCAGCGUCGUGCCUCCAUCUACAGUCGCGAAUGGACGUAG